Molecule: messenger RNA, 2561 nt
Organism: Cladophialophora immunda
Lineage: Eukaryota; Fungi; Ascomycota; Eurotiomycetes; Chaetothyriales; Herpotrichiellaceae
Exons: 1
Coding region: 330-2210 (626 amino acids)
Biological process (GO): vesicle transport along microtubule; centrosome localization; mitotic centrosome separation
Cellular component (GO): kinetochore; centrosome; kinesin complex
Molecular function (GO): microtubule binding
Source: RefSeq, a predicted model, not a curated record
ACAACAAAGGGCGCUUUCUCUGCCUUCUCGCUGGGACCGUCACCCAGGCGCAGGCUCACCCUGCGGAUACUAACCAUAACAGCAGCAGCAACAACAUCGCCUCUUGGAUAUCCACGACCACCAGAUUACUCGACAACAACCCGACCGACCCCGACCUCACCGCCUUCGAACCCGCGUCGCAUCAAUCGGAAAUCAGAAACAGGCCACCACCAAACCUCAGACGACUCACCACGACAGCGGAAUCGCCCAGCCCCCAGUCACGACUGUACCACUAAAUCAACGACGUCAAGCGACCACGUCAAGACGACCGAACCACCAACAAUACCAAGAUGGCGCAUUCAGACACCGUCCCUUCUUCACCCCCUGGACCCAGCUCCUCACUUGAAGAGUCACUGAAAUACUACAAAGCACAAUACGAACUGCUCGAGGCCGAACUCGCAGAUUUUCAAGCCUCUAGUAAAGACCUAGAAGCGGAACUUGAGCGGGACAUCGACGCAUCAGAGAAACGCGAGCGCCAACUGAAAGAAAGAGCGGCCAAUCUCCAAUAUGAGGUCGAGGAAUGGAAGACCAAAUACAAGCAAUCCAAGACCGAAGCGUCCAACGUCCAAAAUACGCUGCAAAAGGAGAUCAGGGAACUCCGGGAGACAAACCGAGAACUAAAUCUGCGCCUUCGCGACACCGAAGUCGCCAAUGACGACUACGAGCGCAAACAACGGAACACUGAGUCUUCUCUUGAAGACAUGGAACAGAAAUACAAUCAGACUAUCGAACGGAGCGUAAUGUUGGAGGAAGAGCUGCGUUCGGGAGAGCAGGAGAGAGAAGCCCUGCGGAUUGAAGCGCAAAGACUGCGCGACGAACUCUCUGACCUUAAGAUCGAGACCGACAUCACCAAAGAGAAGCUGCAGAAGGCUGUGGAUCAACUUGCCCGGCGAGAAAAGCACCUGUCAUUGCAACCCAUUGCCGUAUCCGCCUCUCCUCGUUCAGACCUGUCUCCCACUACAACGAAUGCAUCGUCACCGACCUUCGACACACCUCCAACAAAGGCCGGCUCUUCGUCAGGCCUGUCAGACACACCAACUCCUCCAUCCCCUCCAAUCUCGGAGAAGUCAAGUCAAGUUUCCAAACCUUUUGUCACGCCAGGAAUCCCAAGAACGCGACAGUCUCUAACUGCCAAUGGCCCGACAUCUCGCCCAUCCACUUCAGGAUCUACCGCGGCGAGGCCGGUCGGUCACGCUCGCGGUCCUUCGAUCCCAGCGUUGGCACGAACGGCACCUUCAUCAUCAUUCCGCCAGAGCCUGUCGAGGCCUGGAAACGCUCCGCAACGGCCGUCAGGGCUGCCCCAGUCGGCGUCCAUCAUCCAUCUCAGAAAUCUCCGCGGCAAAAUUGCGACAUUGGAAGAAAGGGUUCAGACUGCCCGGUCAAAACUUCCAGCUCCUGUACGCACUCCACCCCGAUCUUCACCACGAAGUGGUUCAGCACUGGGCAAUCACAUCCCUGCAUCUGUCACUGUCCGCAGUCGGAAAAGGACAGGGGGCAGUACAAUUAGCGGUAACGACUCUUUGAUGGAGAAGGUGCAAGAGACGCCGUCUGUACCAAGAACGAAAGCAAGUCGAUCAUCAUUGAAUCAGCAACCCCCAUCCCCUACCAGAACCGAUUUUUCGAUACCCAGACCCAAGACUAGUCGACCGUCGCUAAACCAGCAACCACCUUCCCCAACUAGGGGUGAAAUGGCCGCCCCGCCACUUCGCCCAGCUUCACGAACAAGCGGGAUCACAUCGGCACGAUCGUCUUUUGCACCAUCACACAGCCGUCCAGGAAGCCGAGCUAGUGUCUCUGGCUUCCCUCGGGCGCCACUGGGUAGCGGCGUAGGGGGCAAUUUCACACCAAACGCAUCCACAGACCGAGUCCGGCCUAAGAGCAGCCUGAGUAAUUAUGGAAGCGGCUAUGAUGGCACUAUGGACGAAGAGAGCGAAAACAGUCUCAACCAGUAUGAGAACGAUUCUGGAAUCACUCCAGUCCCCAGAAGAGCGACCUUUGCUCGGGGACGCAGCAGUGAUGUGGGCUCUGGAAUCCCAAGUCCGACCAAACGGGCCAGCAUUGGUGGGACUUCGAAAUUGCCCAAGCGACAAAGCAUGGGUUUGAACGGGAAUAUAGCGGGAACGGGCCUGAAUAACGUACAGGAAGGGUACGACGUCAACGAGACUUUUUGAGCAUGAUUUGGUCUAUGCUGGAUCGACGGGUUCUUGGAAUAUGUCCCGACUCCUGCCGACCUGCAGGUAUUGUGAUGAUGAUGAAUUUUGGACAGUAUUGGCAUUGCAAGCAGAGACAGUUUUAAGUUGUGGUUUUGAUGAGCACCCCAGCGAGCGAUGCAUCCGAUACGAUGGACUUUGGGCGAGCAAGUGCAAUCCUACCAGAGUUGAUUAUGAUACCCUCGUUCGUUGCAAUGACAUUGACUUGGAAAGCUGGCAUCGGUGCUCUCCAAUAUCGUUAUGGAAGCACACCCUCAUCAUAAUGCUCAGCCUCGUCCUCAUAAUCGUCCCUAGAGAGAAUACCCCGUCUUC